Lontra canadensis (Northern American river otter) is the source of this 3401-nucleotide messenger RNA. RefSeq names its product integrin subunit alpha 2b (gene ITGA2B). Gene Ontology annotation, molecular function: integrin binding. The record is from RefSeq and is a predicted model, not a curated record. Gene Ontology annotation, biological process: cell-cell adhesion; cell-matrix adhesion; cell adhesion mediated by integrin. NCBI's taxonomy places the organism in Eukaryota, Metazoa, Chordata, Mammalia, Carnivora, Mustelidae. Gene Ontology annotation, cellular component: integrin complex; external side of plasma membrane.
GUUCCAGUUUGAUAAGAAAAGCCUUCCUGCAGUGGAGACCGAAAGGAAGAGGAAGGAGCUAGUCCAUUCCUGCCGAGGAGGUUGUGGGAGAAGGAAGAUGGCCAGAGCUGUGUAUCCACUUCAUGGCCUCUGGCUUCUGGAGUGGGUGCAGCUGCUCUUGGGACCUGGGGCCAUCCCUCCGGCCUGGGCCUUGAACCUGGACCCAAGGCAACUCACCUUGUACACGGGCCCCAAUGGCAGCCACUUUGGGUUUUCACUGGACUUCUACAAGGACAACCAUGGGAGAGUGGCCAUCGUGGUGGGCGCCCCACGGACCCUAGGCCCCAGCCAGGAGGAGACAGGCGGCGUGUUCCUCUGCCCCUGGAAGGCCGAGGGCAGCCAGUGCACCUUGCUGCCCUUCGACCUCAAUGAUGAGACCCGACACGUAGGCUCCUACACCUUCCAAACCUUCAAGUCCCGGCAAGGACUGGGGGCGUCGGUGGUCAGCUGGAAAGACAACAUUGUGGCCUGCGCCCCCUGGCAGCACUGGAACGCCCUAGAAAAGACCGAAGAGGCUGAGAAGACGCCCGUAGGUGGCUGCUUCCUGGCUCAGCUCCAGAAUGGCGCCCGCGCGGAGUACUCGCCCUGUCGGGCUAACACCAUGAGCCAGGUUUACCAGAAAAACGGCUUUAACGACCGGCGCUGCUGCGAAGCGGGCUUCAGCUCGGUGGUUACUCAGGCUGGAGAGCUGGUGCUUGGGGCCCCUGGCGGCUAUUUUUUCUUAGGUCUGCUGGCGCGGGCUCCCAUUGCCACUAUCGUCUCGAGUUACCGCCCAGGCACCCUCUUGUGGCACGUGGCCUCUCAGAGCUUCACCUUGGACUCCUACGAGCCGGAGUACGAGGACGGCUACCGGGGGUACUCGGUGGCGGUGGGAGAGUUCGACGGGGAUCUCAACACUACAGAGUAUGUCCUCGGUGCCCCCACCUGGAGCUGGACCCUGGGAGCGGUGGAAAUUUUGAAUUCGUACCACCAGACGCUGCACAAGCUGCAUGGAGAGCAGAUGGCUUCGUAUUUUGGACACUCGGUGACCGUCACUGAUGUAAACGGAGACGGGAGGCACGACCUGCUGGUGGGCGCGCCACUGUACAUGGAGAGCCGCGCUGACCACAAACUGGCCGAGGUGGGGCGCGUGUACUUGUUCCUGCAGCCUCGAGGUCACCACGUGCUGGGCACCCCCAGCCUCCUGCUGACCGGCACUCAGCUCUACGGGCGAUUUGGCUCAGCCAUCGCACCCCUGGGCGACCUCGACCGGGAUGGCUACAAUGAUGUUGCAGUGGCCGCCCCCUAUGGAGGUCCCAGUGGUCGGGGCCAAGUGCUGGUGUUCCUGGGUGGGAGUGAGGGGCUGAGCUCACGCCCCUCCCAGAUCCUGGACAGCCCCUUCCCAGCAGGCUCUGGCUUUGGCUUCUCACUGCGAGGUGCCACAGACAUCGAUGACAAUGGAUACCCAGACCUACUGGUGGGAGCUUAUGGGGCCAACAAGGUGGCUGUGUACAGAGCUCAGCCAGUGGUGAUGGCCAGUGUCCGGCUGUUGGUACAAGAUUCACUGAAUCCUGCUGUGAAAAAUUGUGUCCUGCCCCAGACCCAGAAGCGUGUUACCUGCUUUAACAUACAGAUGUGUGUAGGAGCCACUGGGCACAACAUUCCUCAGCAGCUGCCCAUAAACGCUGAGCUGCAGCUGGACCGGCAGAAGCCCCGCCAGGGCCGACGGACGCUCCUGCUGAAUUCUCUACUGGUGGACACCACGCUGCGUCUGGACCUGGGCGGGAGAGAGAGCCCCAUCUGUCACACCACCAUGGCUUUCCUCCGAGAUGAGGCCGACUUCCGGGACAAGCUGAGUCCCAUCGUGCUCAGCCUCAACGUGUCCUUGCAGCCCAGGAAGGAUGGAGUAGCCCCUGCUGUCGUGCUUCAUGGAGACACCCAUGUCCAGGAGCAGACCCGCAUCAUCCUGGACUGUGGGGAAGAUGACGUGUGUGUGCCCCAGCUCCAGCUCUCCGCCAGCAUGAUGGGGUCCCCACUCCUCAUCGGAGCCAAUAACGUGCUGGAGCUGCGGAUGGUUGCAGCCAAUGAGGGCGAGGGGGCCUACGAAGCCCAGCUGGCCGUGCAUCUGCCCGCAGGUGCCCACUACAUGCGGGCCAUCAGCGACGUCAAGGGCUUUGAGAGACUCAUCUGUAACCAGAAGAAGGAGAAUGAGACCAAGAUGGUGUUGUGUGAGCUGGGCAACCCCAUGAAGAGGAAUGCCCGGAUAGGAAUCACAAUGUUGGUGAGUGUGGAGAACCUGGAAGAGGCCGGCGAUCAUGUGUCAUUCUGGCUGCAGAUCAGAAGCAAGAACAGCCAGAAUCCAAAUAGCGAGGCUGUGCUGCUGGAUGUCCCGGUCCGGGCAGAGGCCCAUGUGGAGCUUCGAGGGAACUCCUUUCCAGCCUCCCUGGUGGUAAUAGCCGAAGAAGACAACAGGGAGAACAGCUCCAACAUCUGGGGCCCCAAAGUGGAGCACACCUACGAGCUCCACAACAACGGCCCUAGCACUGCGAGUGGCCUCCGGCUCAGCCUCUGCCUCCCUGGCCAGUCCCAGCCUUCUGACCUGCUCUACAUCGUGGACAUACAGCCCCAGGGGGGGCUUCAGUGCUCCCCCCAGCCCACUCCUAACCCCUACAAGCUGAACUGGAGGCUGCCUACCCCCAGCCCUUCCCCUACCUCCCCUGGGCGUCACAAGCGGGAGCGAAGACAGGCGUCCCUGCCAGGGUCCGACCAGCCCGCCAGGCCUCAGGAUCCAAUUCUCCUGAGCUGCGACUGGGGGCCGCAUACGGUGGUGCAGUGUGAGCUUCGGGAGAUGGCACGAGGCCAGCGGGCCAUGGUCAGGGUGCUGGCCUUCCUGCAGCUGUCCAGCCUCCAGCAGAGGCCCCUGGAUCAGUUCGUGCUGCAGUCGCAAGCUUGGUUCAAUGUCUCCUCCCUUCCCUACGCUGUGCCCGCCCUCAGCCUGCCCAGUGGGGAAGCUCUGGUGCAGACGCAGCUGCUUCGCGCCUUGGAGAGGGACAUCCCCAUCUGGUGGGUGCUGGUAGGGGUGCUCGGCGGCCUGGUGUUGCUCACGCUCCUGGUCCUGGCCAUGUGGAAGGUUGGCUUCUUCAAGCGCAACCGGCCACCACUAGAAGAAGAUGAGGAGGACGAGUGAGGGGCUGGCCCAUGCCCUGUCCUCUGAGGAAGGCUGGGAGCUGUGUCUGCUCUGCCCCUCCUUCAAGGUGCUCCCCCCAGCUCUGCUCACCCGUGGCUGGGAGCUGUCCCAUGGAGGCCUCCUGGUAUUCUCCCCCUCUGGUGAGAGCUGGCCACUCCUUUCCCUGCUGCCAAAUAAAGAGCUCCAAUCCCCAGCA